AUGACAAUAGCUAAUUGCACCAGUUUUAAUAAUAAUAAUAUAUCUGCCAUUAUGAACACUUUUGGCAAACGCAGAGUUUAUAACAUUCAACACUCUACGAACGUGUCAGAGUUGUGGGGAGGUAAUGCAAAGGUACAGGGGAGCAGUAAUGUAAAGGUACAGGUGGGCAGCAAUGUAAAGGUACAGGGGAGCAGUAAAGUGAAGGUACAUAGGAGCAGUAAUGUAAAGGUACAGGGGAGCAGUAAUGCAUACGUUCAGGGGAACAGUAAUGAAAAGGUACAGGGGAACAGUAAUGAAAAUGUACAGGGGAACAGUAAUGUAAAGGUACAUGGGAGCAGUAAUGUCAUGGUACAUGGUAGCAGUAAUGUAAAGUUACAGGGGAGCAGCAAUGUAAAGGGGAGCAGUAAUGUAAAGGUACAGGGGAGCAGUAAUGUAAAGGUACAGGGGAGCAGUAAUGUAAAGGUACAGGGGAGCAGUAAUGUAAAGGUACAGGGGAGCAGUAAUGUAAAGGUACAGGGGAGCAGUAAUGUAAAGGUACAUGGGAGCAGUAAUGUAAAGGUACAGGGGAGCAGUAAUGUAAAGGUACAUGGGAGCAGUAAUGUAAAGGUACAGGGGAGCAGUAAUGUAAAGGUACAGGAAAACAGUAAUGUAAAGGUACAGGGGGCAGUAAUGUUAAGGUACAGGGCAGCAGUAAUGUAA
Messenger RNA from Ruditapes philippinarum (Manila clam), 699 nucleotides. RefSeq lists its product as uncharacterized. The transcript is spliced from 3 exons. Bases 1 to 699 code for a protein of 232 amino acids. The record is from RefSeq and is a predicted model, not a curated record. NCBI's taxonomy places the organism in Eukaryota, Metazoa, Mollusca, Bivalvia, Venerida, Veneridae.